CAUUGAAUCAUAUAUAUAUUGAAAGAAAUCAGCGCCUUUAAUUGCUCUUGUUACGUUGUAGAUCGAACUCGUACGUAGAUAAAAAAGAAAAGGAAGAAAAGAUCGUCGAAAAGGAGAUGGGAGGAGAAGGUGAUGGCCAUGGAGGAGGAGGAGGAGGAGGAGGAGGAGCCAGGGAGGCUGCGAAAGCGGAGAAACAGAAGGUGUCGUUCCUUAAGCUGUUCUCCUUCGCCGACCGGAUCGACGUGAUCUUGAUAGUUGUGGGCACGAUAUCGGCCAUGGCCAAUGGGGUAUCGCAGCCGCUCAUGACAGUCAUCUUCGGCAAGCUGAUCAACUCCUUCGGCAGCUCCGAUCCAUCCCAAGCCAUUAACCAAGUCUCUAAGGUGUCACUAGAGUUUGUUUACUUGGCUGUUGGUACGGGCAUCGUCUCACUUCUACAGGUGGCAUGUUGGAUGGUUACAGGAGAAAGACAGGCCUCUCGCAUUCGGAAUUUGUACUUGAAAACCAUCCUGAGACAGGACAUUGCCUUCUUUGACACUGAAACAACAACUGGAGAGGUCAUCGGGAGGAUGUCUGGGGAUACCGUGCUGAUUCAAGACGCCAUGGGUGAAAAGGUAGGGAAGUUCAUACAGCUCGUUUCUACUUUUGUGGGUGGCUUUGUGAUUGCCUUUGCAAGAGGAUGGCUCCUUUCCCUAGUGUUGCUUUCCUGUAUACCUCCUAUUGUCCUUGCUGGUGGAGUCAUGUCUAUCAUCAUGGCAAAAAUGUCAGGCCGCGGACAAGUUGCUUAUGCAGAUGCUGGAAACGUUGUAGAGCAAACAAUUGGAGCCAUAAGAACAGUUGCUUCCUUCACUGGGGAGAAGCGAGCAAUAGAAAAGUAUAACAAGAAGCUGAAAAUCGCCUACGCUGCUACAGUUCAACAAGGGCUAGCUUCUGGGAUAGGACUCGGUUUAGUUAUUAUGAUUGUGUUUUCUAGUUAUGGACUCGCGGUGUGGUAUGGAUCCAAACUUAUCAUUGAAAAGGGAUACGAUGGUGGACAAGUCCUCAAUGUUAUUAUGGCGAUCAUGACUGGCGGAAUGUCAUUAGGCCAAGCAUCCCCUUGCAUGAAUGCAUUCGCAUCCGGGCAAGCUGCAGCAUAUAAAAUGUUUGACACAAUCAAACGAGAACCCAAGAUUGACGCCUAUGACACUAGGGGGGUUGUAUUGGAGGACAUAAAAGGUGAGAUUGAACUAAAAGAAGUGUACUUCAGGUACCCUGCAAGGCCAGAUGUGCAGAUAUUUUCUGGAUUCUCCUUGCAAGUUCCAAGUGGCAGAACUGCUGCUCUAGUUGGGCAGAGUGGAAGUGGGAAAUCUACAGUGAUUAGCCUAGUAGAAAGAUUUUAUGAUCCUGAUGCUGGUGAAGUGCUUAUAGAUGGUGUCAAUUUGAAGAAGUUGCAGCUUAAAUGGAUAAGGGAGAAGAUUGGCCUCGUUAGUCAGGAACCUAAUUUGUUUACAACUACUAUUAAGGAAAACAUAGCAUAUGGGAAAGAAAAUGCCACUGAAGAGGAGAUCAGAAACUCAAUUGAGCUUGCUAAUGCAGCAAAAUUCAUAGACAAACUACCCAAGGGCCUUGACACAAUGGUAGGGGAGCAUGGAACUCAGCUUUCUGGUGGACAAAAGCAAAGAAUUGCAAUAGCAAGGGCAAUUCUGAAGAACCCAAGAAUCCUGCUCCUCGAUGAAGCAACAAGCGCACUGGAUGCUGAGUCUGAACGCAUAGUUCAAGAUGCACUGGAGAACAUUAUGGCAAAUCGGACAACUUUGGUUGUUGCACAUCGUUUGACGACUGUUAGGAAUGCUGACGUUAUAGCGGUGGUGCAUCAAGGGAAAAUUGUGGAGAGAGGAACUCAUGGGGAGUUGAUAAAAGACCCAGAAGGGGCUUACACCCAGCUUGUUCGCCUACAAGAAGGAGUUGAAGCAGAAGACAAGCAAACCUCUAACACAGAUAAUAAGGCAGUUGACAUAAAUUUAUAUUUAGAUAAGACCAUGGCCAUUUCUAGGAGCCAGAGACAAUCUCUGGCAAGGUCCGUAAGCAGAGGUUCAUCAGGUAGCAGGCAGUCUUUCGCAAUUAGUUAUGCUUCCCCCAGCGGCCCAAUCAGUUUGCUUGAGACUGGAGAAGGAGUUGAGGAGAAUUAUGAAAGAGCAGAGAUGGAUAUUGAAAAGCGUAUGAAGGUUUCCACAAAACGGUUGGCCUACAUGAACAAGCCUGAGAUUCCAGUUUUGCUGGUGGGAGCUGUUGCUGCAGCCAUACAAGGUGUGAUCUUCCCAAUCUUCGGCCUCUUACUCUCAUCAGCAAUCAAAAUGUUCUUUGAACCUCCAAGCCAGCUACGAAAAGAUUCUCGAUUUUGGGCAGUUGUGUAUGUAAGUUUGGGCUGCGUUGCUCUAGUGGCUAUUCCUGUACAGAAUUACCUCUUCGGAAUUGCAGGUGGAAAAUUGAUACAACGAAUUCGUUCCUUGACAUUUGAGAAGGUUGUGCACCAACAAAUAAGUUGGUUUGAUGAUCCUGCAAAUUCAAGUGGCGCGGUUGGUGCAAGGUUGUCUGCUGAUGCUUCCACAAUCCGAAGCCUUGUUGGUGAUACACUGGCUCUAGUUGUGCAGAAUACGGCAACAGUCAUUGCAGGGCUAAUCAUAGCAUUUACAGCAAACUGGAUACUAGCUUUUAUAAUUCUAGCUGUGUUGCCCUUGGUGUUAAUACAAGGAGUCAUUCAGGCCAAGUUUACCAAGGGCUUCAGUGCAGAUGCCAAGGUGAUGUAUGAAGAAGCGAGUCAAGUGGCAAAUGAUGCCGUCGGCAGCAUUAGAACUGUUGCAUCCUUUUGCUCUGAAGGGAAGGUGAUGGAUUUGUACCAAAAGAAAUGUGAGGGGCCCAAGAAACAUGGAGUUCGGUUAGGACUGAUAAGUGGGAUAGGUUUCGGCUUCUCUUACUUUGCACUCUACUGCACCAACGCAUUCUGUUUCUACAUCGGUUCUGUUCUUGUGCAACAUGGGAAAGCAACAUUUGGCGAAGUUUUUAAGGUUUUCUUUGCUUUGACAAUAUCAGCAGUAGGGGUUUCCCAAACUAGUGCCUUGGCUCCAGACAGCAACAAAGCCAAGGAUUCAGCAGCUUCCAUACUUGAUAUUCUCGACAGCAAGCCUCAGAUAGAUUCAAGCAGCACAGAGGGCAUCACACUACCAUCUGUCACUGGGAAUAUUAAGUUGGACCAUGUCAGCUUUAGAUACCCCACACGUCCAGAUACUCAAAUCUUCAAAGACCUGAGUUUGAACAUCCCCUCUGGAAAGACUGUUGCUUUGGUUGGAGAGAGUGGCAGUGGGAAAUCAACAGUAAUCAGCCUCAUCGAGAGAUUUUAUGAUCCUGAUUCGGGUAAUGUACUACUGGAUGGUGUGAAUAUCCGAAAGUUCAAACUAAGCUGGUUUAGACAACAAAUGGGGUUGGUCAGUCAAGAACCUAUCCUCUUCAACGAAACCAUCCGUUCCAACAUAGCUUAUGGCAACCAGGCUGAUGUUACCGAGGAAGAGAUCAUUGCAGCCACAAGAGCAGCAAAUGCACACAGCUUCAUAUCCUCGCUGCCUCAAGGCUAUGACACCUCUGUAGGGGAACGAGGAGUGCAGUUAUCUGGCGGCCAAAAGCAACGGAUUGCCAUUGCGAGGGCUAUACUGAAGAACCCGGUAAUCCUUUUGCUCGAUGAGGCCACAAGUGCACUAGAUGCAGAGUCAGAGCGAGUAGUACAAGAUGCAUUGGAUAGAGUGAUGGUAAAUAGAACGACUGUCGUUGUUGCUCACCGCCUUGCCACGAUUAGAGGAGCUGAUAUAAUCUCGGUGGUGAAGAAUGGUGUAAUCGCUGAGAAGGGAAGUCAUGAUGAGCUGAUGAAGAUCACUGAUGGGGCCUAUGCCUCCUUGAUAGCACUUCAUAUGAGUUCUUCGCCGUAAGGUGAAAAGAAGAAUUAAAAAACAAAUAACAGCAAGAUAAGCUCCAUCUUGCUUUGCAGCCAUGGUGGACUUUAGGUGAUGUAGGAAGAGAUUUGUUACCAAACUAACCAGUUUCGCUGUAAAUGAUAACUUGUUCGUACUUUGCCCCAUGUGCACAUACGUGUACAAGAAUAAAACAUCUGUUAUUGUUAUUUGUUAAA
Messenger RNA from Alnus glutinosa, 4153 nucleotides. Its product is annotated as ABC transporter B family member 9. The coding region runs from base 117 to 3953 and encodes 1278 amino acids. Gene Ontology annotation, biological process: transmembrane transport. The record is from RefSeq and is a predicted model, not a curated record. NCBI's taxonomy places the organism in Eukaryota, Viridiplantae, Streptophyta, Magnoliopsida, Fagales, Betulaceae. Gene Ontology annotation, cellular component: membrane. The transcript has 12 exons. Gene Ontology annotation, molecular function: ATP binding; ABC-type transporter activity; ATP hydrolysis activity.